AUGAGUCGGACUGCCUACAACACGCACGCCGACGUUCUAAGCUGAAGUGGCGUACUGCCGUCCUGCUGUAGCAAUUUCCCCGAAGAUGGCGGCGUGUAGACGUGUUCAGCUGCUCCUACUGUUGAUGUCUGUGUCGAUCUACGUAUGCGGCGUUCGCGGAGCUAACGGUAGACCGCAAGACAGUGGCAACCUUAACAUUAAUGUUCCCCCGAACAAAGGAAACCCUCAAUUUCCAGGUGCACUUCCACCUGCGGGGAAUCCUGUUCAGGCAGCCGGGGCCUCGCAGCCCCGUCGGGCGACCGGCUGGAAGCUGGCCGAAGAGGAGGCCUGUCGAGAGGACUUGACCCGGCUUUGCCCGAAGCACACCUGGAACAAUAACUUGGCCGUUCUGGAGUGUCUUCAAGAUAAAAAAGAGGAUUCGGAGAUCGCUGCCGACUGCAACCAUCUGCUGUGGAACUACAAGCUGAACUUGACGACGGACCCGAAGUUUGAGUCUGUGGCAGUGGAAGUGUGUAAGACCACAAUCGUUGAGAUAAAGGAGUGUGCGGAGGAGGAGCGGGGGAAGGGGUACCUGCUGUCCUGCCUGGUGGACCACCGCGGGAACAUCACAGAGUACCAGUGCCACCAGUACAUCACCAAGAUGACCACCAUCAUCUUCAGCGACUACCGGCUCAUCUGCGGCUUCAUGGACAAGUGCAGGGAGGACAUCAACACCCUGCACUGUGGAAGCAUCAGCGCCGGGGAGAAGGACAUCCACUCCCAGGGCGAGGUCAUUUCCUGCCUGGAGAAGGGUCUGGUGAAGGAGGCGGAGGAACAAGAUGGCCGCCGCGUGAUCAAGGAGGACUGCAAGAAGGCCAUCAUGCGCGUGGCGGAGCUGUCGUCCGACGACUUCCACCUGGACCGCUACCUUUACUUCUCCUGCCGCGAGGACCGCGAACGCUUCUGCGAAAACACCCAAGCAGGAGAGGGCAGAGUCUACAAGUGUCUCUUUAACCACAAGUUUGAGGAAGCCAUGUCAGAGAAGUGCCGAGACGCUCUGACCACCAGGCAGAAGCUGAUCGCCCAGGACUACAAGGUCAGCUACUCCCUGGCCAAGGCCUGCAAGGUGGACCUGCGCAAAUACCGCUGCAACGCUGACACCAACCUGCCCCGCGCACGAGAGGCCCGGCUGUCCUACCUGCUGCUGUGUCUGGAGUCCGCCGUGCACAGAGGUCGCACGGUGAGCGGGGAGUGUCAGGGCGAGAUGCUGGACUACCGGCGGAUGCUGAUGGAGGAUUUCUCGCUGAGCCCGGAGAUCGUGCUGCACUGCCGGGGCGAGAUCGAGACCCACUGCUCCGGCCUGCACCGCAAGGGCCGCACCCUGCACUGCCUCAUGAGGGUGGGCCGGGGGGACAAGGGCAACGUGGAGAACCUCUGCCAGCAAGCGCUCCAGACGCUGAUCCAGGAGGCAGAUCCGGGGGCAGACUACCGCAUCGACCGGGCUCUGAACGAGGCCUGCGAGUCGGUCAUUCAGACGGCCUGCAAACACAUCCGCAACGGAGACCCCAUGAUCCUCUCCUGUCUGAUGGAGCAUCUCUAUACAGAGAAGAUGGUGGAGGACUGUGAACAUCGGCUUCUGGAGUUGCAGUAUUUCAUCUCCCGGGACUGGAAGUUGGACCCCAUCCUGUACAGGAAGUGCCAGGGGGACGCGUCCCGCCUCUGCCACACCCACGGCUGGAAUGAGACCAGCGAGAUGAUGCCUCCUGGCGCCAUCUUCUCCUGCCUGUACCGCCACGCUUACCGCACAGAGGAGCAGGGCCGAAGGCGUGGUUCAGCGGAAAAAGUACAUCUGUCGCGGGACUGUAAGGUGGAGGUUCAGCGGAUCCUCCACCAGAGGGCGCUGGACGUGAAGCUGGACCCCGAGCUGCAGAAGCGCUGCAUGACGGACCUGGGGAAGUGGUGCAGCGAGAAGACCGAAACGGGCCAGGAGCUGGAAUGUCUACAGGACCACCUGGAGGACCUGAUCCCUGACUGCAGGGACGUUGUGGGAAACCUGACUGAGCUGGAGUCUGAGGACAUCCAGAUCGAGGCUCUGCUGAUGCGAGCCUGUGAGCCAGUGAUCCAGUCCCACUGCCACGAGGUGGCUGACAAUCAGAUCGACACCGGUGACCUGAUGGAGUGCCUCGUGCAGAACAAACACCAGAAGGAGAUGAACGACAAGUGUGCUGUUGGGGUCACCCACUUCCAGCUGGUUCAGAUGAAGGACUUCCGCUUUUCCUACAAGUUCAAGAUGGCCUGCAAGGAGGACGUGCUGAAACUGUGUCCCAACAUCAAGAAGAAGGUGGAUGUGGUGAUCUGUCUGAGCACCACAGUGAGGAACGACACCCUGCAGGAUGCGAAGGAGCAGCGCGUCUCGGUGAAGUGCCGGAAGCAGCUGCGUGUGGAGGAGCUGGAGAUGUCUGAGGACAUCCGUCUGGAGCCCGAGCUCUUCGACUCGUGCAAACAGGACAUCAGCAGGCUCUGCCCCAACGUGGCGUUCGGAAACGCUCAGGUGAUCGAGUGCCUGAAGGAGAAUAAGAAGCAGCUGGCGCAGCGCUGCCACCAGAAGGUCUUCAAGCUGCAGGAGGUGGAGAUGAUGGACCCCGAGCUGGACUACCAGCUCAUGAGGGUCUGCAAGCAGAUGAUCAAGCGGUUCUGCACCGAAGCCGACGCCAAGAACAUGCUGCUGUGUCUGAAGCAGAACAAGAACAGCGAGCUGAUGGACCCCAAGUGCAAGCAGAUGAUCACCAAGAGGCAGAUCACUCAGAACACGGACUACAGGUUGAACCCUGUGUUGCGGAAGGCGUGCAAGGCGGACAUCCCCAAGUUCUGCCAGGGCAUCCUGAACAAGGCCACUGACGACAGCGAACUAGAGGGCCAGGUCAUCUCCUGCCUGAAACUCAAAUAUGCCGACCAGCGACUCUCCCCUGACUGUGAGGACCAGAUAAGGGUCAUCCUGCAGGAGUCUGCCCUGGACUACAGGCUGGACCCCCAGCUCCAGAUGCACUGCACAGAGGAGAUCUCGAGGCUGUGUGCCGAGGAGGCGGCCGCGCAGGAGCAGACGGGACAGGUGGAGGAGUGUCUGAAGGUGAACCUGCUGAAGAUCAAACACGACACCUGCAAGAAGGAGGUGCUCAACAUGUUGAAGGAGAGCAAGGCCGAUAUCUUCGUUGACCCCGUCCUGCACACUGCCUGCGCCUUGGACAUCAAGCACCACUGUGCCGCCAUCCCGCCUGGGCGUGGUCGUCAGAUGUCCUGUCUAAUGGAGGCGCUGGCGGACAAGAGGGUCCGUCUGCAGCCGGAGUGCAAGAAGAGGCUGCAGGACCGUAUCGAUAUGUGGAGCUACGCGGCCAAGGUGGCGCCAGCCGAAGGGUUCUCAGACCUGGCCAUGCAAGUGAUGGCCUCGCCCUCCAAGAACUACAUCCUGUUCAUGAUUGCGUUGGGCGUGUGUGUGCUCUUCCUGAUGGUUUCCAUGGUUACUGGGCUGCGGCGUCGGUUGAGUUAGAAAUGUGCUUCAACAGCUGCAGCAGCAGAUUCCCCCUGACCUCGUUUCUGCUGAAAAAUGGCUGCACUUGGUGGACUGAUAUCACUGUCCUCUUCUUGCAAUUGGACAUCUGGAACCUUAUGAUUAAAUAAAGAAAAAUAAAAAAAAGGAAAAGAAUCCCACAGUAUUGUUGGAAUUUGUAAUUGUUCAGAAGUUUUGUAAAGUUCAAACAGAGUCAUUUUAGUUUGGGUUCUCCAACUACAACCAUGCUUUGUGAAGUCGCUUAUAGUAAUCAUAUCGGUAAACCGUGCAAAGAUUGUCAGUGUAUAUAGCUACACAAACAUUUUUCUUUGAGAAGGCAUCCAUAGAGCCCAAGCAAAAGGGGUUUGUCUUUGAAAUGGUGUAUAAAAAUUUGACUUAUUUUAGAAUCAUGAAUGUCUAUAUAUACUCUUCCCAGUGCAACUCGGAUCCUGUUGCUGUACAAAAAAAAAAAAAAGAACAAAAAAAAGUUCUCUUUCUUUUUCUUUUUUCUUUUUUUCUCCCCCAAUCUGUUGUGCCUAAUAUCUUGGAUAACAUACAUUUUAAAUGGGUAAUCUCCAGAAACAGCAUUUCUGUACAACAUCAAGCUAACAAUCAUACCUGAGCUACUGGUGCAAUUAUGUUGCCGCACUGGAUUCUGCACAUGACUUUCAUGGGUAGGCAAGGAGUUUGUUUUUGUUCUGUUCAUUUGAGGUUUGGUUUCAGAUGCUUGUGUCUUGGCUUUGUCGAUCCGGUUGUAUAUACAGCAUUCUGGGGCACUGUCACACCCACCGAGGUUACAGCGGUUUCAGAAGGUUGCAGAUUUCUUUCUUUUAAAAAAAAUAUAUAAUAUACAGUAGGUGAGGGAUUUUGUUGGUAUUUUUGCUCCGCUUUUAAGAGAUGAAUUGUUUCGCUUCGUUCUGACUUUCCUCGCCAGUAGACCCUCCGGCCCCGUCCUCUGCCGUGCGAACGGGCUUCCUUCGAGUUGCUCAAAACUGCAAGGACUUCAGAACUUUCCCCUCAAAAUGCAUCUGUGCCACGCGCUGGGACCGCCAGCCAGCCAUGACAGUUUCGGACACGGUCCUCUUUCCGAGAAAAAGCCCCCCCUCCCCCGCUGACAGGCUACCGAGACCCCCCCCCCCCCCCCCCCCCCCGAUCCCCCAUGACACACCGUAACAAGGCGUCGGUGUAAAGGGGGCUGUGUAAUUUGCUGGCAGUGUCUCAGGCUCAAGGGUUGGCGGGAGCACUGUUGGACUGAAGGGAAAAGGCUUAAAAGAAGACUCUUUAACCCAGGAGCCAAAGUGGGGAAAAACUCACCAUUGCUUUAGACACCGGUCCUCCACUGCUUCCAGUACCAUCGAGACAUUCUGCAAAUCAGUAGUUACCGUCUUUUGUCCAUUUCAAGUGAGAUUUCCUCCAGUAAAAAUGAAAUGAUGAUUAUUAAUAAUAAUAAUAAUAAUGAUGAUGAUGAUGAUAAUUAUAAUAAAAAACUGUUUUGUAAUUAUUUUUUUCCUGUGUAUAAAGUCAUGGAUGUGCUAUUCUUUUUGCUCUCUGAUAAUGCCAUGAAAUAUUGAGAUGUAACAGAUUAACAUUGUGCUUUUUUUUUUUUAAUGUUUUUUUUUUUUUUUUUUUCGUUUUGUUUUCUGUACAGAUAAAAUUGGACAAUUUAUUAAUAAAAAAAACAGUCUGCAGGUUUUCA
Conger conger (European conger) is the source of this 5219-nucleotide messenger RNA. Its product is annotated as Golgi apparatus protein 1-like. The transcript is spliced from 29 exons. Gene Ontology annotation, cellular component: Golgi membrane. Bases 86 to 3523 code for a protein of 1145 amino acids. Gene Ontology annotation, molecular function: fibroblast growth factor binding. Lineage: Eukaryota; Metazoa; Chordata; Actinopteri; Anguilliformes; Congridae. The record is from RefSeq and is a predicted model, not a curated record.